Molecule: messenger RNA, 900 nt
Organism: Thermochaetoides thermophila DSM 1495
Lineage: Eukaryota; Fungi; Ascomycota; Sordariomycetes; Sordariales; Chaetomiaceae
Exons: 2
Coding region: 1-900 (299 amino acids)
Source: RefSeq, a predicted model, not a curated record
AUGCUCGACUUCACGCACUUUCCCGAGGUCUUCCCCACCGAUGGCCCGCGGCCGUAUGACCAGCACUUCGUCCGCCAGACCGAAACCUUCCGCAAGUCUCUCGAUGGCGUGCUCUUCAUCGACCGCGUCCUAGGCGCCCUCGGCCUACCGGACGCCGCCAAAGCCUAUCCACCGCGCGGCGACGCCGGCCUGCGCGCGCUGCACCAACAGGUGUGCUCUGCAAAGGUGUCGGCCCACGCGAAGCUCUCCGUGCUGUACUACCUUUUGCUCGAUCACGACGAACACCGCGGCUCGCGUUCCCAGCUGGCGGAUGCCCUGGCCGAGGAGGUAGGCCUACCAGCAAAUUAUCAGAUUCUGAUGCGCGGGCUGUGGCAUAUGGAUCGGAAGGAGUUUAAGUUCGCCCUCGAACAUCUAGCCCAUCCCUCCCUCCCCGCCGAAUUUGCCGACGAGAUCAUCACCGUCCUGGUCCGGGACGGCCACACCACAGGCGACUACUCGCUGCCGCUAGCCUACUACCACGCGGUUCGCCCCGUGCUCCAAACAUCGUCUGCCUUAGAAAACCUCUUCGCAGCCCUCGCGCGCACCAGCGUCACCGACGCGCUGGCCUUCUCACGUACCUACCCCGACCACGGCGCACGUCAGCUGUUGUUUGAGAGGCUGGUCGCUAGCGUGCUGGAGGAACAUGGCAGCGGUCAGGUCGCAGGAAGGUCCGCUUCGCGGGCAAAGGAACUGGUUAGCUUGCCGCUGACGGGUGUGGAGGAGAAAUGGUUGAACGACUAUUUGUCGACGGGGGAGGGGAGGAAGAGUCGUAGUGCGAAAGCGGUGGUGCAGAUGCGGCAGGUUGUGACGGGACGUCAGAAGGAGUUGGGGGCUGUGGUUGGGGUGAGGGCGGGCAGAUAA